UUUCUGUACAAUAAAUUUGCUUGUUUAAAUAUCUUAAUGUGUCGCUGUCGCUUCUCAGAGAUAACAAAUGUCAUUUAUAUUUAUAAUGUCUACACUAGGAGCAUGCAAAUAAAAGAGAACAAACGAAAAGCGUUCUCCUGAAUCCACGCGAUGUCGCCAGAGAGAUUCACAGACAUGUUUCCUUCAGAUGAGGUCACUUCUUACAGCCGUUGAUUUCCGGCUGAAGAGGUUUGCGUACACGUCCACAGUAUCCGUGAGUGUAGUCUGGAGUAGAGCAACAACAAAUCCGUUAACCCUUGUCUACAGUAUCAACCGUGGAUUCACUUCAUAUAAAACAUCGAUGAAAGCAUGCACGUCUAAAAAAGAGCUCAGUGACUAGUCGAAGAAUCCUUGCAGUUUGAAUUCCAUCGGCACUGAGUUUGUGUUUACACUGAAGUCAGAUGGGGGAGGUGAGGAAACUCCAAAAGAAGUUAAGGCAAAUUGAAAACUUGGAGAUCAAAAUUUCCCUCACUCUCGAGGAAAAAAUAAAGGUCUCCAAGAAGGGGGAGCUUCGCUCCAGAUUGGCUGAGCUUCUGCUGCAGCAUUCUGGCCCCCAGCAAAUUCAAGGGAUUGUGGGAAAGGAGGAGGAUAAAAUGAAAAGACAAGUCGAGGAGGUCACAGAGCAACUUGUUGCCUGUCGUCCUGCGCUGAAGAUUGCUCGAGAGGAGAGACGAGAGAAUGAAAGAAUCGAUGGAAGCCAGACAGAUGGCAGAGGAGAAACACAUCUCCCCGUCAGCCCCAGUGCAGAAGAACAAGAAGAUGCCGAGUUCAAAUCUCGCAAACAAACUUGGGAAAAGGCCAAGUUUCGUCUCAGAACUCUGGAGGGUCAUAGUGACAUCAUCACCUGUGCGGUCGCCGUCGACAAUCUUGUGAUUUCUGGCAGUCGAGAUACAACAGUUAAAGUGUGGCACGUUCCCACGGCAACGGAGCAGCGCAAUUUGGGAGGUCACAGCGGUGGAGUCACCUGUCUCAGUGCACCACCUCUAGAGUACUGCAGGAGAUUGGCACGUGUAUUUGACUUGGCUGAAAAGGAAAGAUUUGUUCUAAGUGGUUCCACAGACUGUUGUGUGAGAAUUUGGGCUUUGAGCUCGGGUCAGUGCGUCAAAUCCAUCUACACAUUCAAUGCAGUCUCAAGCCUGUGCUUCACUCCUGAAGGAGAGGGCUUCAUUGUUACAGGUUCAGACGCUGGGAAGCUGCAGGUGUGGAGCUGGAGCUCGCUGGAGAACUGUCAGUCAGAGAACGCACACCUGGACGCAGUCACCACACUACAGUCCCAGGGUCCUCUGCUGUUCAGCGGCUCCGCAGAGGGAUGUGUGUGUGUGUGGGAGGUGUCCGAUGAACGGACGGAGCCCCUCCGCAGGUUACACGUCUGGGGGCCAGAAGUCACAGGGUGUGGUGGGGAUGACGGGAGGCUGAUUCUGAGCCCCCGCGGUGACCGUGUGUUCCUCUCUUGUGGAAAGGCCAGCAUACGAAUACUAAAUUGGAGAACAGGCGUGAUGACCAGACUAACCAAUCACAGCAGCACUGCUGGUGUCACAGAUUGCGUCAAUCAAAUACCCGGCCUUUUGAUCGGCUCUUGUUUUGACAUUAUUAACGGAGAGAGCACAAUUAACUUGUUCUCGCUUCCCCAGAGCAAAUACCUGGUUUCACUCACUUCUUCAGAUCUUCCCAGGAUUCUUUGUUUUGCUGCGUGGCUAACAGCAAGUGGGGAUCAUCGUUGGGUCACAGGGGGUCGUAACCUCAUUGUUUGGGAGCAGCUUCCUGGAAGUUUUAAAAAGAGAGGCGAUGUCACAGUGAGACGAGACAGCCGAUUGGAAUACUGUCUUCUGGAAUCCGACAGAGACUCAGAAGACGAACAAAGUGAGGUGGACGAUGAUGAAGACUCCAUACCCCAGGAUGCAUCAGAAACAGAGGAACCCGCAAGUUCUUCAUGGCUGAGUUGUGUUCUUCAGUGAGCGAGAGGAGGGGUAAAUGAAAAUAAGAGAGCGAGGGGAUGGAGAUUGAAGGAAGGUUAAAAAGAACAAACUGGAAAGGAAGAGAAAGCAAAGGCAAGGUCAAGGGGCGACGAUUGAUUGCAAGAAAUCACUUGAAGGGACUGAUGUGGAACAGAUUGACUGACUGGCAGAAGGGAAAAAACAGGAGGAGGAGAGAAACAACAGACUGUUUUCUAUGUAAACGUCGAUCCAAUAAACCCUACCAUGUUAUGUCUGUGUACGUGUGAGAGUAUUUAUCAUCGCUGGCACUUCUGUCUAUAAAUAUCUACAGUGUUGUUCAUCAUGUAGGGCUCCCGUCCAACGCUACAUUAAUGUAUAUAGAUUUUCUUGCCGCUGCCUCUUUUCAUUUGUCCUUUCUGAAUACUUUUUAUUUACUUCAGCUGGUCUUCGGAAUAUUAAUAAGCCGCUUCUUUUAUUCUGUCCGGCUAUUUUCGCCUUCAAAAUUCAUUUAUUUUCUUCUCGCUGCCUAUUUAAUUGAACCAGUUAAGAUGCAUAAUUAGUAUUUCAAUCUUUCCUCCUUUCCUCCCUCCCUCCCUCCUUCCUCUGGCUC
Sinocyclocheilus grahami is the source of this 2583-nucleotide messenger RNA. RefSeq names its product vegetative incompatibility protein HET-E-1-like. The record is from RefSeq and is a predicted model, not a curated record. NCBI's taxonomy places the organism in Eukaryota, Metazoa, Chordata, Actinopteri, Cypriniformes, Cyprinidae. Gene Ontology annotation, molecular function: protein binding. Bases 441 to 1994 code for a protein of 517 amino acids. The transcript has 13 exons.